UCUCUCUCUCUUAUCUCUCUAAGCUUUUAUCUUUUGUGUUCAUAUAUAUUUGUGUGGCUAUACUUUGGAUCUUCUUGGUGUUUCCAAGCAUAUGGCUACUGAACCAUAUUGGAGGAGAAAAGUAGCUACCUACCUAUACAUACAGGAUCUCUCUCUAAAAUCCUUCAGAAAAAACAAAAAUUGUCUCUAGGGUUGGAGCCAAACAAAUUUAUGUAAGAAACAAUCAAGAUCCUGAACACUUCUCACCCUCAAUCAGAAAAAUCAAGAGCCUUAUAUACGGGGGACCUAAAGAUGCAAGCUUCCUAAUAAUCCAAAAGUUUUGGUACCCAACAAAAAGAUGAUGCUCUUCCAUCAACAACAAUCACAGCAGCUGGUCGAUGAGAACAUUUCUAAUCUUACUUCAGCAUCAGGUGAAGCUGCUAGUGUCUUAUCUGGCAACAGAAAUGAAAUUGGUACCAGAUUUUCCCAACAGUUUUUUACCACACCACCACAAGCUCAACCAACUCUCAAAAAGAAGAGAAAUUUACCAGGCAAUCCAGACCCAGAUGCAGAAGUGAUAGCCUUGUCCCCCAAGACACUAAUGGCAACAAACAGGUUUAUCUGUGAGAUCUGCAACAAGGGGUUUCAGAGAGACCAGAAUCUACAGCUUCACAGAAGAGGGCACAAUUUGCCAUGGAAGCUCAAGCAAAGAACAAGCAAGGAGGUGAGGAAGAAGGUAUAUGUGUGCCCAGAAGCCAGCUGCGUCCACCAUGACCCUUCAAGGGCUCUUGGGGAUUUAACUGGGAUCAAGAAGCACUUUUGCAGAAAGCACGGUGAGAAGAAGUGGAAAUGUGACAAGUGCUCAAAGCGGUAUGCGGUUCAAUCGGACUGGAAAGCUCAUUCCAAAACCUGUGGUACUAGGGAGUAUAGAUGUGACUGUGGAACCCUUUUCUCGAGGAGGGAUAGUUUCAUCACUCACAGAGCCUUCUGUGAUGCUUUAGCAGAAGAGAGUGCAAGAGCCAUCACCUCAGCAAACCACCCUCAUCAUCUUCUCAUCUCUCAGCAGCAACCACAGAUGAAUCUUAAUCAAGUGCAAUUAGGGCACCAAUUCAAUCAAGACAUCCAUGGCUUUUCACUGAAAAAAGAGCAGCAGAGUUUUACAACCCUACGGCCAGAUUUACCACCUUGGCUGGGCCCACCAAACUGUACCAUUGACCUCUCCUCAUCCUCCUCACUCUUCUCCCCAACCCACCACCAAGAUUUAUCCCUCCAUGAUUCCCACAAUGACACAUCCCAAAACCCUAACCCCAGCUCACUCCCACCCUUCCAGCCUGCGCCUUCCCCACACAUAUCAGCCACUGCAUUGCUACAGAAGGCAGCUCAGAUGGGUGCAACCAUGAGCAGCAAGAACAGUACUACUGCUGCUACUACUUCAGAAGCAGCUGCAACCUCUGCAUCUCCACAACCCAUGGUGAGGGCCCACCAGCACAACCCGGGUCACGUGUCUGAUUUUGCUGCAGCAGGGGCCAAUGCUAUUCCUGGCACAACUGGUCCUGCUGUCUCAAGUGUUCAUCAUCACCAUCAAAAUCAACAUCAACAAGCUUCUCUGCUCCAUGAUAUGAUGAACUCCUUGUCAUCCGGAACUGGGUUCGAAGGGGCUGCUUUUGAGCUGGAGCCUUUCGGGUCCAUCCCCAACAUGUUGAACAACAAUGCGAAAAAAGACUCGAACAAUUUGACCCAUUUCAACGUUAGCGGCAGUGACGAAGGCGGUGGAAACGGUGAAGGUUUGACCCGAGAUUUCUUGGGACUGAGAUCACUGUCUCACAGUGACAUUCUGAAUAUUGCUGGUCUUGGAAACUGCGUCAAUACUGCUAAUGCUCCUGCUACUACUGCUUCCCGUGACUACCAAAAACCUUGGCAAGGUUAAGCUAGCUCUUAUAUACGGAUCAUGACUAAACAUUUAUUUUCGUUUUUCACUUGAAUAUAAUUUUGAGUUGUUAAUUAUAUAGUUCGUUUCUCUUUUGUUAAUUACUCUCUUAAGACUCGAUCUUCUUCCCGAAGGGAAAUUAAGGGCCUCGUAAACUUGAUGAAAUGCCAACAUUUUGAUGGCU
Messenger RNA from Pyrus x bretschneideri (Chinese white pear), 2090 nucleotides. RefSeq names its product protein indeterminate-domain 7. The record is from RefSeq and is a predicted model, not a curated record. Gene Ontology annotation, molecular function: DNA-binding transcription factor activity. Lineage: Eukaryota; Viridiplantae; Streptophyta; Magnoliopsida; Rosales; Rosaceae. Gene Ontology annotation, cellular component: nucleus. Bases 338 to 1906 code for a protein of 522 amino acids. The transcript has 4 exons.